AUGGAGUCUUUCGACCAUGCCUGGCACACAGCCGCCGACGCCCUCAGGCACGACUACCGGUCCUCCGAACAGCAAUGGACCCAGCACGGCGAGGAGCCAAUCGCCGGAAUCCAAGGCAGAGGAACCGCUACUGAUCCUUACGAUGCUGGAAACCGUCUUGACCAACCCGGCGCUCCUCAAACCCAAGAGAACACAGCUCUCGUCCCUGAGGCUCUUUCAUCGAUUACUCCAGCCGACCACUCCUCGAGUCUCAAGUCCAGCAACAGCAAGGCAGCAAGUGGCCCAGCCGCUAUGCAACCCGAGUUGAACCCCAUCGGCGAAACCGCCGCAAAGUACGAUUCCCAGCCACACCGAGUCCCGGAACAGAGGAGCCUGGGAUCCAACCUUGACCGUCACAGCCAGCCUUCAGGUCUCACCCACGGCCACAGUGAUAAGACUACUGGACUUAACCAGGGUUCCUUGGCUGGUGCUGGCGCUGGCGCUACUGCUGCUACUGCUGCCUUUGGUGCCGGAUCUGGACACAAGAUUUCCACAGGUGGUCUCGGAGACGCAACAGCCGCCCAGACAUCUGCUCUCCCAUCUGAUUCCCACCAACAUGGUCUCAGACACACGGGUACUCUUGGAGGUGCAACUUCCGCUCAGACCUCAGCUCUCGGAGCAGACACUACUCACCCAACUGGCCUGAGACACCCCUCUACUCAGAAGUCCGGUCUAGACAGGGGCGUCGAGACAUCUGGUCUUGGACACACCACCUCCAGCACCGGUCAGACCUCCCCUAUGAAGUCGGCCCUGGAGAAAGACGCCCAGGAAACUGGUCUCAGACAGCCAGCUUCUACGACCCACAAGCCUGUUUUCGAAAAAGACACACACACCUCCUCAGGUCUAGAAGGACCCCGGAACCUGGGCCCUACAACUAGUUACGGAGGAAGUGAGACUCAGAUACCCGACCGGUCUUCCCAGGCCAUCGGUACUGGCAUCGAGGCCAGACAGCCCAGCUCCGGCAUUACAAAGGAACCAACCAGUACCGAAGCCAGACAUCCCAGCACUGGCACCGCUGAAUCCGCGCCCCAGAAAUCUAAGUCUAUCACCGAGCAACGAACCUCAAGCACGACAGCGGAGGGCCAAGGCAGCACUCAGAAGGAGUCUAUGUCUAAGCCUACUAAGAAGGGCGAUGAUGUCGAGCAAGUCGGUUUCACCCCUAAGACUGACCAUGUGAGCAAGGAGGCUCUUCGUGGGCCCUCCGUUGCUGAGCCCAGAGAGCACUGGAAGCAGGAUGAGAAGGUUGCUAGGGCUGAGGAUGACGGUAAGCCUGCUGCGGCAGCUGGUGAGCCUGGCGGUAGCAACAAGCAUGAAUCUUCAGACAAGAAGCAUUCUAAGGAUAGUUCUCAUUCGGGGGGCACUAUGGCUCAUAUUAAGGAGAAGGUGGAAAAGGUCAUUCAUCCCCAUAAGUCCUAA
Messenger RNA from Aspergillus nomiae NRRL 13137, 1455 nucleotides. RefSeq lists its product as uncharacterized. The transcript is spliced from 3 exons. The record is from RefSeq and is a predicted model, not a curated record. NCBI's taxonomy places the organism in Eukaryota, Fungi, Ascomycota, Eurotiomycetes, Eurotiales, Aspergillaceae. The coding region runs from base 1 to 1455 and encodes 484 amino acids.